CCUGUUUGUAUUUCUUCUCUUUCUGUUGUCCUCUUCAUCCUUCACACUACAAUUGGUAUUUCGGCACAGAAAAGAAAAAAAAAAAGAAACGAACGAUGAGUGCCCGUAUUUCUCACGAAAUGAUCAAACCGUUUUGCGGCGAUACGGAUGUAGUCGCUUGGUUGAAGGAGGUGAAGGUGUUGGCGGAGCUCCACGAUAUAAGCGACCUAGCGAGUUUCAUGCCGCUGUACUUGGAUGGUCCGGCUUUUGCGCUGUAUCUAGCGAUGGAGGAGACGGACCGACUCAGCGCGGAGAAAAUAGAAAUCCGGUUAAUGGAGGCCUAUGCGGAGGGGAUGUUUGAGGCAUACGCUCGCCUGAGUAGAACAAGAUGGACUGGGGAACAGGUGGACGUAUUUGCCGAUGAACUUAGGAGAUUGGCUAAACUGGCGGGUUAUGAGGGAGAGUCGCUGGACCGGACGGUUAGGUUGGCUUUCGUGACAGGCUUUCCUGACAACAUGUCGGUUGAGUUAGAGCUGCUUCCGAACAUUCAUUCGAUGCCGAUGGCAGACAUCGUAUUUCGGGCGGGCGAACUCGUUUCGUGCAGCAGAACGACGUCGGUAGCAGCGACUGCAACAACGAAAAGUGGCCGAGCUAGGAGCAGCGGAGAGGGGUCGAAGAAAGAACGUGUGCGACCGUUCAAAGGACAGUGUUUCCGGUGCCAGGGUCCGCACAUGGUGCGUGACUGCGAGUCACCCAAGCCUGAGGUCAUUUGCUACCGGUGUCGAGAACCGGGGCAUAUAGCCAGCGAAUGUCUGCGGAGAAACGGACUGAGGGAGACUACUGCGCCGGUAGUUGUCCCUUCAGAUCAAUAGAGGCACGUUUAUCGUCACUACCUGUGGUCGACAUUCUGGUGGAGGGGAAGGUGUCGCGAGCCCUUGUGGACACGGGCUGUACGACAACCCUGAUGACUCCAGAAGUGGCAGAGACUUGGAGUGGAGAAAGCAGUGUAAGAGCAGUCGACGAAAGAGAAGUACACUGAAGGCGUUACAGAUGCACGGAUUAUAGUGCAGGGAAUACAGCUGACGCUGCGAGCAAUUGUGGUUGGCCACUUGGUGGACAAGAUUGACGUGGUGACCUUCAGGGCGGCAUACCGGCCAAGAGGAAAUGGGGUGGUGGAAAGGCAUCAUCGUACCAUCAAGGCCAUGGCAGAGAGGGGUCACAUUUCACCAAUCGAGGCUGUAUUUUGGUACAAUAUGUCACCCAGAUCAGGACAGACUGAGGAGUUGGUGCCACUCAGGGCAAUAUUCAGGUACAAGUGGAGGCAUCCGUGUACUGCAUCAAUGCGACCCAGGGCAGAGGAAGAGCACGAUUUCGUGCAGGUCGGGGAAGAAGUUUGGGUAAAACCCCCAAACGCAUGGUGUACAUCACGAUGGGGAAAGGGGACAAUAACCUGUAAAUUCAAAGAACAACAUCUCGGUCGAUGGUAUGCCACGCCACGUUUUGGAUAUACGGAGGAUUGUCCAUGCCUCAGAGGAUGGGACCAGCAGCAGUGGGCAAGAUGAAAACAACACCAGUAGACAGGAUGAUGAGGCUAGCAGCAACUUGCCAGGCACCAGUCCUAGGGUCGCACUGUGACCACAGAGGGAACGGCACCCUCCUCCCUGGUUGGCUGAUUAUGAAACCAGUUUAGGUGUGAGUUUGGGAGCCGGGAGUAAGUGAGAAAGUCGGUUCAGUGAUCUGUUGAUCAGGGGGGCGUGGAGAGGCGGGC
This is a messenger RNA of Octopus sinensis (East Asian common octopus), 1747 nucleotides long. RefSeq lists its product as uncharacterized. The transcript has 2 exons. The coding region runs from base 96 to 851 and encodes 251 amino acids. Gene Ontology annotation, molecular function: nucleic acid binding; zinc ion binding. NCBI's taxonomy places the organism in Eukaryota, Metazoa, Mollusca, Cephalopoda, Octopoda, Octopodidae. The record is from RefSeq and is a predicted model, not a curated record.